GUAUCUGUUCAGGAAGAACCAGCGAUAACUUCGGCAUCUUCGGCUGCACAUCCGACGGUAGGGGAGAGGGACAACAACAAAAACUACUGUGAAUUUUGUUUGCAAUAGUCUGUCUGGAAAUGAUGUAUCACACAAAGCCCCAUUUCUAUCGACAACUGUUGUUGUUGUUGGUAGUGGCUGCCGCUACUUUUUCCUGUCGAAUAAGCAAUGGCUUAGUUUCGUCCUUUGCACCUGUGGUUUCGAUUGUUCCCAGGCUGCUGUUGUCGUCGUCGGUUUCAUGCGAGAGUGGUAGAUCAAUUUGCCUCCGAGCCAGAAGUAGUAGCAGCAACGACAACGAGAGUGACGAGGAGGACGAAGACAAAAUGGUUAGCGACUUCUUUUUCAAUAUUAGCAAAAGCAACCUCGACAGCAGCAACAAAAAUGGUCGGACCAGCAUGGAUGCCGGCAUCCAGGAAAUGGUCAGCGGUGGCACUAGUAGCGAUUAUUUCUAUUCCUUCGAUGGGAGCACGGACUUCCCACUCGACGAUUCAAGUGGGGACCAGGCCCAUUCAGAGAAUAGCAACAGCGACGUAGUUAUGGUGGUUGAUUGGGAGUGCUUGUUGGAUGCCCUGCCCUACCACGUCGAACUGGGCAUCCACGCAGCGCGGACGGUCUGGCCCCACCUCAACGACCUGUGCAACUUCGAUACCGACCGCCAGUGGCUGGAGAACAAGCUCUACGCCAUGUCCCACGUCCUCGGUUGUCCGAGCGACGGGCCACCCCGGCACGAAGGUCACCGGCACGUGGCCUGCGAGUUCGCCCUGGCCACCCGGCUCAUUCUGGAGGAACAGGCGCUGGACCGGAACGAGUCGACCGGCAAGAACGGCAAGUACUCGCGCAAGUUCCAUCCCCGAUCGGAAAUCAACGGGAGCGACAAGUUUCAGGAGGAGUCGCGGAGUCGCAGGCCGCUAACAGCCGGAGAGCUGGCCGUGAACUGGAGGGAAUUCAUCCGGUCGACCCUCAUCGUCAAGUACUCGAGGGGACCGGACGGGAAGCUUAAAAAAACGGAACCGACGCUCGAGCUGGAGCAAGCCAUCGAGGAAUACCUCACCACACCUUCGUCGUCGGAGAGCAAACCGUCCUUUGCGUCCAAACCGUUUCUCCCGUUGUUUCCACAAACAAAGUUUGCACUGCGCAACUCGUCGACCAAGAUAGUGAUUCGGAUCUCCCAUCGGUUCGACAACGAGCUUGUCGCCCGCAAGCUCAACAAACAGCUGCAACUAGGACCCCACGAACGCAUCGCAAAAACCUACAAACCGGAAAACGCGAUCCGUCGACUCUUUCUAAACGAAGACAAGAACCUUGUCUUGUUGUUGUCGCCGGAGCACUACAACGACGAUGGCAACGGCAUCGGCAACAGCAAGAAAUACGACAAUGGUUCUCACCAAAACCACGCCACGGAAGAAUCUUGUCUGCGAAGCAUCAUGAAGUUCGCACACCAGUGCAGCAACCGUUACCAAGAGAAAGGGGAAGUGGAAGACGUCACAACUCGCACUGCCACCACGAUCACACGGUCGCCAUGCAUCGUAUGGGUUGAUAGUUCUUGGCACCGCCUGCAGACUCUCGUUCCCGUCUUUGGCGACGCGAUACCUAGUCUGAAGAACGGCAAGAAAAACACGGCGGAAUGCACGGUGAUUGCAGCGGAGGAUCGCUCUCCCGGUACCGGAGAGGAGGACGACGGUGACGAAGACCGCACGAUCGCCCCGUCCUCGUCGGUGUGGCUGAGCCUGUACCUCGCGGAAUGGCCUUCCAUCGACAGCAGCACCUCAGCAUCGGAGACUGCCCGUGCCACGAUCCUCUCGACCACGUUUUCCGAGAACCACCAGGCAGCCAUGGUAUACCCAUGGACGGAUUGCUUGUCGUGGGACGACGCGGAAGACAUUUUGCUACCGGCCGACUGGGGAUUAUCUGAUACGGCAUUUCAAUGACACGCAAGUAACAAAGAAAGCAAACCAAACAAUUGGCGCGAAACAAAGUGAUGCAAAGGAAAUAGCAAAUACAAAAGAAACCAUUCUUGAUAUUUUUAUAGAGACGAUUGAGAUUCCCAUCAACCGAACAAAAUAACCCGCUAUGAAAUUCAACUACUGCCGAGUAUUACAAUACAAUAUACUAUUAAAC
Molecule: messenger RNA, 2157 nt
Organism: Pseudo-nitzschia multistriata
Lineage: Eukaryota; Bacillariophyta; Bacillariophyceae; Bacillariales; Bacillariaceae
Source: the annotation of a GenBank genome assembly